Messenger RNA from Culex quinquefasciatus (southern house mosquito), 609 nucleotides. Its product is annotated as probable cytochrome P450 313a2. The transcript is spliced from 3 exons. Lineage: Eukaryota; Metazoa; Arthropoda; Insecta; Diptera; Culicidae. Gene Ontology annotation, molecular function: heme binding; monooxygenase activity; iron ion binding. The record is from RefSeq and is a predicted model, not a curated record. The coding region runs from base 1 to 609 and encodes 202 amino acids.
AUGGAAUGCAUAUCUUUCACCUUCAAAGGAAACGAACCUACAGCCUUUUCAGUAGCAAACGCCUGCCUAUUUCUAGCCCUCUACCCCCGGGUCCAACAGAAACUUUACUCCGAAAUUGCUCAAAUCAUCCCGGACAAAUCGUGCAACAUCACCCAGCAAACCCUGCAAGACCUCCCCUACCUCGACAUGGUGCUGAAGGAAACACUCCGACUCUGUCCGACAAUCCCGAACAUUGCACGAGAAACCAUCCGAACCGUGUCCAUCGACGGACGGCGGAUCCCAGCGGGCACCAUGUUCCUGAUCUCGUUCUACGCCCUGCAUCGCCGAGCGGAUUUGUGGGGUGACACCGUAACCGACUUCGAUCCGCAACGAUUCCAUCCAGAUUGCGGUUACCAACGACAUCCCUUUGGAUAUCUACCGUUCAGUGGGGGAGCGAGGAAUUGUAUUGGUUGGCAGUACGCCCAAAUCAGCGUGAAGAUCGCGUUGAUCCGCUUGGUGCGAGAGUUCAAACUUUCAACCGGGCUAAAACGGCGCGACCUGCGGUUCAAGUUUGAUCUAACCUUGAAGUUGGCGUUUGAACAUCUGAUUCAGCUCGAUCGACGCGACUAG